This is a messenger RNA of Gallus gallus (chicken), 4937 nucleotides long. RefSeq lists its product as uncharacterized. The transcript is spliced from 7 exons. The record is from RefSeq and is a predicted model, not a curated record. The coding region runs from base 4041 to 4817 and encodes 258 amino acids. Lineage: Eukaryota; Metazoa; Chordata; Aves; Galliformes; Phasianidae.
UGCAAUGCUGUGCAGACUGUCAUGGUUUUUUACAGCUGGGCAAGUAAAUAGGCUUUGAUAAAUGCCACUACUUGUUAUGAAAACAAACAUCACUUGUCUCAGGGAACAACAACUCUGGACUACGUCCAUCUCUGGAAAAGACUUGCACAUACUGUCUGAGACUUUUGUCACAGUCGUUAAAAAACCCACUAAUUGAUUCAUAAUGCUUCUCAAUUAGAGCGCUCUCCAUUUCACAGUAUCAAAGCACUAAACAAAAAAAGAACGUUAAGUAUGCACCUUAAAAGCAAUGAAUUUCGAGUACCUGUUUUACAUUUAUUAGACCAAAAGUACUUUUAGCAUCUACAUUGGGAUGAACAGUUUUGAUCCUGUAGUUAAUCUCAUUUCUAAAGCUAAUUAUAGUUCUUACAUAUCAAAGUAACUUUAAAUAUGACAUUGUUUCAAACUAAGAACUAAUCCAGAACUACUUCUAGUAUGGUCAUUCGGAUGUUUCUCAGUAUUAAAGGAACAUACAAAAUCUGAUAGCCUGUUUAUAUUGGUACAGUUCUCUAGUCACCAUUAUCAGCCUGGAUCACAAAGGAAAAAAGAAGGCACUUGCAAUGAUAGAUAUUAAAGUAUAUGAGGAGCUGAGGAGUAAAAUAAACCAACUCCAUCCCCUCAUCCCCUAAUUUUAAUGCAAUAUUUGAGGUCCUAAAGCUAAGAAAGGCAUUUCACCUCUAAGCUCAGCAGUAUAUUGGCUACAGGUAAACUUCUCUUUAAAACAUCAUUGUGAUGUGAGUGAACCCAUUCAGACAGUAUUUUCUUAAAGUUUGGUUGCUUCUGUACAUCAGCUUCUUUGGCAACCCCAGCAGGGACAGACACAAACAGAACCCGCGGCAUCUUUUUGGGUCGUUCACAUCUAAGACUUAAGUAACAUUAACAUCAUGUGGAGGGAAGCCUGCAUUGCCUUUAGGUAUCCUGCUUAUUUGUCACUGCAGUUGUUUGUAAAUAAGAUCUCUGGAGAGAAUGAGACAUGUUAGACUGCAAUAAUAAAGAAAGGGCACAACUCAGGAAAAUGGGAGGAUUGUCUCUUGGAAUGGUUGUAGGGCACAAAAAGGAAGGACUAUACAAUUUUAACACAGACACAGACUCCUGCCAGGGGGUAACUGCUCAGAGGACUCUGAUUAGUGGAGAAGAAUGCAGAAUAGUAACUAGUUUGACUGUCUAAAACAUGAGCAGAGUGCAGCAGUCCAGGGAACGGCUGUAUGUGGUAUGGAAAGCCAAGCUAUGAGACCCGCAUGGCUGGAAGGCAACUGAAGCAGACAGGCUUCAGGGCUGGUAUUCAGCAGAAGCAUCUGAAAGAUAUAGUCCAUUUUAUUCUCUUUAUAAAGACACAAACAAUCUAUUUAAAGCUAGUUAUUUGCCCACACCAUUUCCACAAGGGGGAGAAAAAACAAGACAGUGGACACAGAGUAUAAAUCAAACUGAUAUAAUCUACUCCCAGAAAUUUUACCCUGCUAAAAAAAUAAUAAUAAUUAAAAAAAUCAAAUCCACAACAAUUACUUUUUUCAAAUUACUCUUUGUGCAAAAGCAGCUGCGGCAGCAUCCCAAGCUGUACUUUUCCAAUUAUCAAAGCAAAGGUGCAAAAAAUCUCUAUGCAUAACUCAUUCUUGCUAUUUUUUUCCAUGACAUUCUCGCUCCACGGACACGUGCAGAUGCCUUAAUUUCUCUAGAAAUGCUUAAAAUGACUUGAUGCUUAAGUAGCAUUAUUGUUAGCAAAACUACAGGCAUUUUGAUUAUUAAUAAUCAAAGGAACUGUUUAGUUUUCUGAAAUAAUCUUAAGUGGUUCACUUUCAAUUAAAAAUAUAAAGAAUACUCGAGAUCUGUCUGAAAUGUCUUCAAAGACACUGAAAAAUUCAGUAAGAGAUCGUAAAGCCUUAUUUAUUCAACUAGAAAGCUAGGAAAGUGCUCUCCUCUAUGUGGAAAGCUGAGUCCAGUUGCCCCUCUGCUGCCAAGGCUUUAUUUUCUGCCCUUAUUUUAGUAACAAUGAUAAGCAAGCAGAAAUGUACCACAGGAGCUAGGCACACCUGCACUGCAUGCACAGGUGUUGGAAAGAGACAUGGCAACUGGAAAGGAAGGGAAAAUUCCAACAUAAAGCCAAAAUCUCACGUAGGGUAUGAGAUGGAAAAAGGGAACCUCCUCACUUGUUCUUCUGUCGUAUCUGUGGUUUACCUUUGUACAAUACCACAUACACUAGCCACAGGAAUCCACUGUGGAUACAUAACAAAUGGAACUCAUGAUUUCUGAUGUCUUGCAGUUUGAGGUUUAGUAGGCUUACAGUUUCAUGCCAUGGCCUGCAUUUUUUAGCAAGCUACACAGAUCCUGAUGGAUUAUCAAUAGCAUUUGUUGAACACAUCUGUUUUUAAGAGCUAAAGCAGCUCUCUGUAAGACAAAUUACAUCUGCUUGGUAUCACCACUCACUGUGCUUGUUCCUUUCAGAUGUUUUGAUUGUGCCCUCUUGGUUUUUUGUUUUCUCAUCCUUAAACCUCCAAGUUCCACAUUUCAGAACUCGUUCAGAAUCCAAGGGGAUAGCAAAGCGUGUGCCUGUUAAUGAUGACAGUCCCAAAUGAAUGGAAGCACCAGGCUCAAGUAGUAUGUUGGCACAGCACACAAAUGUAAGGACUGAAGCAACAGGACCUUUUGCUUCCAUUGCUGCAGUCAAACAAACAAGGGUGCUUUGGCAUGUAAGCUAAAAGCCUUGCUCCACUCCUUUGGAAUUAGUAGAUGAAUAAUCAAGAAAGUAAGCACAUGAAGUAUUCAUCACAAUAUGUAUUCUAAUCCGGCUGUCCUUGCUGAGAAGUGAAAUUCAAGCUUCUAGAUAAAAAUGUGUUCUUACUUACAGGCUGCUGUACUCAGCCUGCACUCCCUGUGAGAUACUGUGAGAUACAAAAACCAGACCUGUUUAACGAAGUUUUUCUGCCUAAAGAACAGGAAAGAGUGACUUUGUCACUGGCACCAGAGCAAGUCUGCUCAGAGAAAAGUUCCUCCACAGCAGAUGGUAUCAGGUUCUGUUCUACCUCAAAAUAACGGUCCUCAUGAAGGGAAUAAGCAAAUGGACAACUGAUAUAUGGGACAAAACAUUUUCACAGUAUCACAGAAUGGCCUGGGUUGAAAAGCACCACAACGACCAUCUGGUUUCAACCACCCUGCUAUGUGCAGGGUCGCCAACCACCAGAAGAGGCUGUCCAGAGCCACAUCCAGCCUGGCCUUGAAUGCCUCCACGAAUGGCAUAUCCACAACCUCCUUGGGCAAACUCCAGUGCGUCACUACCCUCCAGGUGAAAAAGAUUCUCCUAAUAUCUAACAAAAACCUCCCCUGUCUCAGUUUAAAACCAUUCUCCCUGGUCCGAUAACCAUCCACCCACAUAAAAAGCCAUUCUAAUACUUGUAGGGAGCAUAUAAACAGGAGGGAGAAGGCCACAAAGAGGUCCCCCAGCGCCUUCUCUUUCCCAAGAUAAACAAGCCCAGCUCCCUCAACAUUUCUUCACAACAAACCAAAGGUAUUUCACUGGGAUUGUAGUUCUGAAUAAUACCUAGAAAAUUUGAAAGCCAAAAAUACAUUAAAAAGGCAAACUCUACAAAAAAGAUAAAGAUGAUAAAAAUGUUGAAGAGCACCGGUCCCAAGACCGACCCCAGAGGGACACUGCUUGUAACCAGCCUCCACCCUGACACAGAAAAAUUCAUCAAGAACCUUUGGUUGCGUCCAAUCAGCCAAUUCCUAAUCCACUGAACAGUCCAUCCUUCAAAUCCACACCUCCGCAGUUAAGAGAGAAGGAUGUGGUGAGGGACCACGUCAAAGGCUUUGCAGAAGUCCAGAUAGAUGACACGCGUUGCCCUUCCCCUGUCCACAGAUGCCAUUACUUCAUCACAGAAGGCCACCAGACUGGUCAGGUACAAUCUGCCCUUAACAAAGCCACGCCAGCUAUCUUGCAUCACCUCUUCAGCUCAUCUUGUUCCUCUCCACUGGAAACCCCAGUUCACAUACCUAUCUCAUCCUCCUUUUCCAUGGUGUCCAUCUCCUCCCGAUGCUCUGCACACCAGCCGAGCAGAGCAGCGGCGCUUCCCCAUGGGCGGAGGGGCACGCGUCACAGUGAGAGCAUUGUGAUGCAAUCACCCUGCAGAGUAGCAGAAGCACCGCUCCCUGGGCACAGAGAGCACUUGGUGCUGAGCACCGGCACUGCGAGGAGGUGGGAGAGAUUGGGAGAGGAGACUGAAGGCAGAGAGUGCCCCCGGUGCCCUCCCAGCCCACAGCGUGGUCAAGGACUGUUGCGAAUCCAUCUGCAGCUGUGCUCACUGAGUGGUGAAGCCAUGGCAGAGAAGAACACCUGUGAAAAACUGAUGGAAGACAACGCUGAGUCAGGCGCACUGCUGCAGGAGCUCAUGGAGUGUAAGAAGAGGUCUGCGGAGCUGGCAGCUGUUCUCCGAGAGCAGACCAAAGUCCGUGAGGCACUGAAGGAGGACGUGGAGAUGGAGAUGAAAAAACUCCAGAAGGCACAACGGAGGGUCGAAAAGCGCACUGCCCCGAGGAAGAUGACACGCAGGGAAGAGCACAUGAGUUCCCUGAUGCAGGAGGCAGUGGCAGUGCGAUUGGAUGAGCAGACGGCAGCACAGAAGCACCCACUUGUAACUACCUGGCUGCGGGCGUUUCUGCUGUUCUUGGGCCUGCUGCAGCUUGUCUUCUUCACCCUGUUUGUGCUGCAGAAGGACAUCCUUCACUGGGUCCUGCCUGGAGAGCUGGCGACUGCCCUUGGCAUCCGUCCACCUAAGCCCGCUCUUUUCUGACCCCACAACACACUGCGGCCCUUCAUCGGGACACCAUUGGGUCUGCACAAGCAUGAGGGGUCUGUCACCAUUGUCACCCUGUCACCAAUCAUGUCAAUAAAAUCCAUCCCAAUUCCCAAA